UCUGCUAUCUAUCCGUGUUAUCCAGGUACCGGCAUGUGUACUCCGUUAUCGAUCGCACUAACGUCACCCACCUAUUCAUUGAUGCAACCUUAGGAGGUACCUAAAAGCCAAACCCAGGGCUGCUGGGUGCUGGGUGCUGGGUGCUGGGGCAAGUCAGACCAACCAGACCAACUUUACCAACCUUGAGCCUACCCACUUUCAAGACCCUCAACUUUCUUCCUCAGCUAACACACAUCGCAUUUAUUACACUCCCUCGCGACGUUAGGUACACUACAUAAUAAUCUCCCCUCAAACCACCAAGAGGUGUGUCAUCGCCAUCCAGAUAUUCAAUCUAUAUCACCAGGAGAAACUUGCGAGCUGGUCAUCCCAGCCGGGGUAACUCAGCCGCUAUAGGGGUUUGCUGUAUUCUAUUUUGAUAUCUCUUCGAUAAGAAUCCUUCUAGAUCAAGUCAUCUUUAAUCGUAUCCCAUCCCACCAAGAGUAUCCCACCAAAAGUUAUCAUCAUGGCUACAGCUCCUCCACCAACCGCACACGUCGAUGAGGACGUCCCUCAAAAUGAAGGGUCUAAAUUAAAGACCUUUAUCUCUAUCCUACGAAAAUUCAUAGGUGUUGCAGAUCUUGCUGCUGUGCGAUUCUCUCUUCCGUCCCAGCUCCUCGAGCCGACACCCAACCUGGAAUACUGGAACUACCUCGACAGUCCCAGUGCGUUUGCCGCGAUAGGUACAGCCGACGAACCGCUAGAUCGUAUGCUCGAAGUCCUACGUUUCUGGUUUACCAAGGAUUUAAAAUAUGUCAAGGGCAAACCAUGCAAACCGUAUAAUUCUUGCCUGGGCGAAUUCUUCCGAUGUAACUGGGAAGCGGAAGAUAAUGCGCCACGGAUCGAUACCAAGAGUUUGACAGCUGCUAGCAGCGGCAAUGCCAGUAGUUCAUCUUCGGUCAAGUCAUCCAAGGUUAAUGGCGACCCACGAACAGCAUCCACCGUAUCUGUUGUCCAGACUACACCUAAUCCGUCCGGACCUACCGUUCGGAUAUCAUACUUGACUGAGCAAACCUCUCAUCACCCGCCCGUCAGCGCUUUCUACGUCAGCUGUCCCGAGAAAGGAUUACAUGCCAAGGGUUUCGAUCAGAUCAGCGCGAAGUUCACCGGUACUACUAUCAAAGUGUCUCCAGGCGAGCAUAAUCUGGGCAUUUUCAUUACUCUCGAGCGGAGGGAUAAUGAGACAUAUCAGUUAAAGCAUCCAGCUGCACAUCUUGGGGGGAUUCUGCGAGGCUCUCUAAGCGUGAGUGUCGGUGACUACGCCUACGUGACCUGCCCUCAGACAAAAUUAAAAACGAUCCUUCAUUACAUCGAGGAUGGUUGGCUCGGCCGGGCGCAAAACAAGAUGGAAGGCGUCAUCUUCAGAUACGACCCGGAUAAAGACGACAAGAUACGCAUCAAGGAUGUACCUGACUCGGAUGUGGUUGCGAGGCUAGGUGGUGCAUGGAAAGAUAGAAUCGUCUUCACUCUCGGCCCCAAACCUGUGGACUCACAUCCGCCAGAGAAGCAAACAACUAUCAUUGAUCUUAACCCACUCACCGUGGCUCCCAAGGUUCUACCGCCGAAAGAGAAACAGGCCGAGAACGAGUCAUUGAUGCUAUGGGACGGCGUGACUCAGGCCAUAAUGGCAAAGCAAUUUUCAAAAGCUACUAACGUCAAGGUAGAACUCGAGGAAAAGCAGCGAGAGAAAGCUAGAGAACGUGAGCGUAAAAACGAAACCUGGAAACCGGUGUUCUUCGAUCAAGUUACAGACAAGCGGGGAACGCCUGACCUCACGGAGAAAGGUCGCCAAGUACUCGAGAGGGCACAGAAGGAAGACUGGAGUUUGGAAGGGAUCAUCUAGAGCGGGGAGCAUCCUUCGAGGUUAGAAACAUAGCGACCGAGCAGGACCAUCGAGGUUCUACAUUGCAUAAUAGUCCUUGGGUUACGAUACAGCAUCAUUGCUUUUUGGAUGGCUUCGCUUACAUAUAUACGCGCAUACAUUUACCAACCAUGGGGAUAAGGCAUAGCGGCUUUGGCCAAAGCCGCACGUGGAGUUCUGUGCAUUCGUUUAAUAUCUGGGUUUUUUUUUUCGGGUAGACACAGAUUCGAGUUUAAGCGGCGUUCAGGAGCAUGUAGAAGCUGAUAGAUAGGUCUUCUUCGGAAGUUUUUCUUUUCAUCAAGACUUUCUACCAUUUCGCUGAGGCAUACUCAGCACAAACCUUCGUUUUUUAUCAUACCGAUUUGAAGGAACCUUGAACAUAUGUUAACCUUUUAUCAGAGGUUUCUAUUAUCCUAUUUGAUUUCUCACUUCUACCUUGUUUCGAAAUUUACCAGUUGUCGCUUAUCUACUGUAACUUCGGAGGCCAAGUAAGAAGAAAUAUAUUGGAAGAUUUAAUACCUCGAGUUCGGAGUAGUACAAUCAUAAACAUGUACCUUAAUCAUACCUUAGGUACCUAAGUAUACA
Molecule: messenger RNA, 2482 nt
Organism: Daldinia loculata
Lineage: Eukaryota; Fungi; Ascomycota; Sordariomycetes; Xylariales; Hypoxylaceae
Exons: 3
Coding region: 503-1879 (458 amino acids)
Biological process (GO): maintenance of cell polarity; piecemeal microautophagy of the nucleus; endocytosis
Cellular component (GO): membrane; cytosol; intracellular membrane-bounded organelle
Molecular function (GO): sterol binding
Source: RefSeq, a predicted model, not a curated record